This is a messenger RNA of Phycodurus eques (leafy seadragon), 4941 nucleotides long. It is a transcript of the gene myom1a, whose product is annotated as myomesin 1a (skelemin). Gene Ontology annotation, molecular function: protein binding. The record is from RefSeq and is a predicted model, not a curated record. The coding region runs from base 195 to 4790 and encodes 1531 amino acids. The transcript is spliced from 38 exons. Lineage: Eukaryota; Metazoa; Chordata; Actinopteri; Syngnathiformes; Syngnathidae.
UUGGUCUGUGGACCACUGUCCCGUCCACUGGCCCUCACCCCUGCUUGCUUUCCCUCGUUCUGGAUUUGCUUGUUUUAACAUUUUUUUUAACACCUCAUAUUGAUCCAUUGUUGGAUUCCUGGAGACUUGGUUGUGAGCUGGUCCAGGCGUAAAGUGUGUGACGUUGAAACGACGUUGCGGAGCGGCCCUUCAGGAUGUCAGGAUCAGUGCAAGUGUCCCAGAAGGAGCAGCAGCAGCAGCAUCACAAAGAGCAGCAUCACAAGGAGCUUCACCAUCAUCAUCAUCAUCAUCACCAUCAUCAUGGACAGCAGCAUCAGCAGCAUCGCUAUGAGAGCAGGAGUCACUUGAGCACCAAGUCCUCCGUCAGCAAGCAAUCCUUCUCCACUUACAAGACGACCACUCGUCGCGUGAAGACCUCCGUGAAGACCGAGAAGACGGGUCUGGAGCAGGUAGUGAAGUCGCUGAGUCCGCUACCCAAACGAGCCAAGCGCACCUACCUGGCCACCGACUUGGACAAGGAGGUCAUAGGCUAUGUGAUUCCGAUUUUCAGAGCCAACCAUGAAGAGGUGCGCGAACUGAUGGAGGCCCGCGAGGACGACGUGACCGAGGAGGGCAUCAACUUCGUGGCCAUGAGGAACCUGUUUGUUCGUGAGGCCAGAGAGGCGAUGGAGGUCAAGGUGGAGAAGAAGACCCGAACCACACGCAUCCGAGAGUCCACUCAGCGCAUGGAGCUGAACAGGACUUUGGACGAAUGGACAGAGUUCCGCAAGAAAAUGAACCCGGAUAGCCUGAUGCACCCCCCAGAGAUGACCACCAAGCCCCGUGGUCAUACCGUGUGGGAGGGCCAGACCAUCAGGCUGCACUGCACAGUGGCUGGGUGGCCCAGACCUAGGAUUGCCUGGUACAAAAACAAUGUGCUGAUCGACGCCAAGGCACGCUCCGAGAAGUACACCGUGGAGAGCAAUUACAACAUGCACUACCUGGAGAUCAAGAACUGCGACUUCCUCGACACGGCCGCGUAUCGUGUGUCUGCGCUCAACGUAAAAGGCGAAAUGUCCUGCGUGGCCACCGUGGUCGUCAAACGCUUCCAGGAUGAGGAAAGAGAUCUGAUUGUGACCAAACCUCGGGGCUUCUGCUCCGAGCACGGCGUCACGUUCGAGACCACCAUCCUGGACAAAUUCGACGUGGCCUUCGGUCGCGAGGGCGAGACGCUGAGCCUGGGCUGCACCGUUAUCGUGUAUCCCACCGUCAAGAACUACAAGCCUGAGGUGGUGUGGUACAGAAACGGUGUCCCCUUGAAGAAAUCGCAAUGGGUGCACACCCAGUGGGCCGGACAGCGCGCCACCCUCACUCUGGUCCACCUCAACAAGGAAGAUGAGGGCGUGUACACCAUGCGUGUCAUCACCAAGUCGGGCUAUGACACCUACUCUGCCUAUGUGUUUGUCAGAGAUGCCGACGUGGAGUUGGAGGGGGUCCCUGUAGCCCCCCUGGAUGUGCGCUGCCACGAUGUCAAUAAAGACUACGUGGUGGUGACCUGGAAGCAGCCCGCCGUCGAGGGCAGCAGCCCCAUCCUGGGCUACUACAUCGACAGGUGUGAGGUGGGAACGCACCACUGGGCGCAGUGUAACGACACCCCGGUCAAGUACGCCCGCUUCCCAGUCACGGGCCUGGCGGAGGGCCGCUCCUACGUGUUCAGGGUGACGGCCCUGAACAAGGCGGGGGUGAGCCGCGCGUCGCGCAUCUCCGACGUUGUGGUCGCCAUGGAUCCCUUCGACAGGGCUCGCCUCCUUGGACCUUCUGCCCCCUGGACCGGCAUGAUCAAGUUCACAGAGGAGGAUCACACUGCUGGAGUGGUCCCUGGAGAACCCACUGACGUCGUGGUUACCGAGGCGACCAAGAGCUACGUGGUGCUCGCCUGGAAGCCCCCCGUUCAAAGGGGUCACGAAGGAGUGAUGUAUUACAUUGAGAAGUGCAUUUCAGGCUCAGACACGUGGCAGAGGGUGAACACGAGCAUGCCCGUCAAGUCUCCUCGCUUCGCCAUGUUCGAUCUGGCCGAAGGUAAGUCGUACAGCUUCCGCGUGCGCUGCUGCAACUCUGCAGGCGUGGGCGAGGCCUCCGAAGCCACCGGCGAGAUCACCGUGGGCGACGUGCUCGACCAGCCUUCAUCUCCUGGCAAACCCGUGGCCACCAGGAACAGCAGCACCUCCGUGGUGGUCUCCUGGGGGGCCUCCAAGGACAUCAAGAACCUGGUGGACUACUACAUCGAAUACUGCGUGGUGGGCACAGACGUCUGGAUCCCGUGCAACAACAAGCCCGUCGAGCAGACCAGGUUUGUUUGUCACGGCCUCACCAGCGAGACGACGUGCGUGUUCCGAGUGAAGGCGGUCAACGCCGCCGGCUACAGCCUGAGCUCCACCGCUUCCGAGCCAGAGCUGGUGCGGGCGGCCAUUUCCGUCCCUGCCAUGCCGGCCGACGUGAGCCUGCUGGAGGCUCACAGGGACACCAUGGUGAUCGGCUGGAGCGAGCCGGCCAACACCGGAGGAGCUGACAUCAGAGGAUACUUUGUGGACUACAGGACCGUGAAGGGACACGUGGUCAACAAGUGGCACGAGCUCAACCUCCAAGCCUUGACCGCCACCUCCUAUAAGGUGGAGAACUUGAAGGAGAAUGUAGUUUACCAGUUCCAGGUGCGUGCCGUGAACAUGGCAGGUGUGAGCAAUGGCUCGGUGCCCAGUGCAGCUCUGGAGUGCAAAGAGUGGACCCUUACUGUGCCAGGCCCUCCUGUCGGUCUACACGUUCUGGAGGUCAGGGACUCCUCCGUUGUGGUCCUGUGGGAGCCGCCUUCAUUCGACGGCCGCUCUCCUGUCAACGGCUACUAUUUGGACGUCAAGGAGGCGUCCGGCGGGGAGGAAAGCUGGACGGCCGUCCACGAGAAGGCCAACAAGUCCACGUUUAUGAAAGUGAGCGGGCUACAGGCUGCUACAUCCUACGUCUUCCGCGUGCGUGCCCAAAACCUCGCAGGCGUUGGGAAGCCCUCUGCAGUCUUGGGUCCAAUCCUAGCAGAGAGUCGGCCCGGCACCAAGGAGAUCUACGUGGACGUGGACGAUGACGGCGUGAUCUCCAUGGUCUUCGAGUGCUCUGAGAUGGGUGAGGGCUGCGAGUUUGUUUGGUCCAAGAACUACGAGGCCAUGACAGACACCUCCAGACUGACUAUCAUCAACGAGAAGGGCAGGUCCAGCGCUAUCUUUAACAACCCCUCCCUGGAGGAUCUGGGCAUUUUCUCCUGCGUAGUCACCAACAUGGAAGGCAUCUCGUCCAGCUACGAACUCACCGAGGAAGGUCUGAUGCGUCUGUUGGACAUCAGCCACGACCACAAGUUCCCCGUUAUUCCCUUCAAGAACGAUAUGGCCAUGGAAUUGCAAGAGAAGGGCCGCGUGCGCUUCUGGACUCAGGUGGAGAAGUUCAGCAAGGACUGUCAAGUGGAGUACGUUUGUAACAAUGUCAUCAUUCACCAAGGGGAGAAAUACGCCAUCAACUUUGACAAGACAACCGGGAUCAUCGAAAUGUUCAUGGACUCCCUGGAAGUCACCGACGAGGGCACGUUCACCUUCAAUUUGGUGGAUGGCAAAGCAAAGGGCGCCACCAGCCUGGUGCUCAUCGGAGAAGAGUUCAGGGAGCUGCAGAAGAAGUCUCAGUUUGAGAGAGCCGAAUGGAUCAGGAAACAAGGUCCUCACUUUAUCAAGUACCUGGACUUCACUGUCACGGCCCAGUGUGACGUGCUGCUGCAAUGCACGGUAGGAAACAUGAAGGCGGAGACGGAGAUCAUCUGGUACAAGGACAGCAUCUCGAUCAGCGAGCGCGACGAAGCCGCCAAGAACCUGGAGAAGAAGGACGACGUGCUGACCUUUAAUAUCGGAAAGUGGGUUAUUAAGCAAGACGUGCAGGCACAAAGUGAAGAGACAUAUCUGCCUGCUGAGGAUGGUUCGCCGCCGCUGCCGCCAAGACCCAAAAUUUCCAAGAAUGACGUGGGCAUCUACGAGGUGUACCUGAGGGACGAGAGAGGCCAAGACAAGAGCAGGUUCGAUAUGACUAAUGAAGGCUACCAAGCUGUAAUGAACGAGCUGUUCAGGGUGAUUGCCAACUCCUCCUCUCAAAUUGAAGUCAUCAGCACGGAACACGGCAUCAUCCUCUCCUCCAACGUCACGUACUACCACGAAGACGAGCGCGUCACCUGGCUGCACAAGGACGCCAAGAUCGCCGCUUCAGAGCGUGUGAAGGCGGGAGUGACGGGCGAGCAGCUGUGGCUUAAGAUCAACGAGCCCACCGAGAAGGACAAGGGCAGAUACACCAUCGACCUGUUCGACGGCAAAGACGGCGUCAAGCGUGCGUUUGAGCUGUCUGGGCAAGCAUGGGAGGAGGCAUUUGAGGAAUUCCAGAGGCUCAAGGCGGCAGCCUUCGCAGAGAGAAAUCGCGCUCGUGUCAUUGGAGGCCUGCCAGACGUGGUUGCAAUCCAAGAGGGCAAGUCUCUUAACCUGACCGGCAACGUGUGGGGCGAGCCCACGCCUGAGGUGAGCUGGACGAAGAACGAGCGGGAGCUGGUGACCGACGAGCGCUACGUGCUCAGGUUCGAGCACGGCAAGUACGCCAGCAUCGCCAUUGCCGCCGUCACCCGCGCCGACUCGGGCAAGUACGCGCUGGUGGUGCGCAACAAGUAUGGCACGGAGGCCGGCCAGUUCACGGUCAGCGUGUACAACCCGGAAGAGGAUAAAAAGGACGAGGAGGAGAAGUAGGACUGAGGGUGGAAAGUGGUAGAGCAAAUAAUUGGGUGAUUGACGCUAAAGCUAAGGCAAGCAAUGCAGUGUUUUAGCAUGUUGGUAUUCUAAGUAACCUUUGAAAACAGGUUGAUAUUGUAAAGAGAGAAACAAAAUAAAGGAACUACUC